CGCCUCCCCCCCUUUUUUUUCUGGUUGAGGGAAUAAGAGAGUGGUGUUGAAAUGUGUGUGAAGCAGAUCGGACCUUCGCUCUCAGAACCACCGUCUCGUCCAUCAGCGCCAACGGAGUCAUGCCCGAGCUGAAGAACUCAGAGCAGCCGCCGUAUGAAGCGGACAUUCCUGAACCCACGACCAGAGCGGAGCUGAUUAAAUACUGGAUCCCUCUCUCUCUGGACGACAGAACGGCCCAGAAGCUGCUCUGGAUCUCGGAGGGCGGGGCUAAAGUGUCCAGGAUGUCCGAGCAGCCGUGUCCCGUACUGGACCGACCCGAAAGAUACGAGCACGCUCCUCAGGUGGUGUGUAAGGACGGUCUUCUGGGUCGCCGUGGUUACUGGGAGGUGGAGUAUGAAGGCUGGGUGGUGAUCGGCGUGGUGUACGCCAGCAGUGGGCGCAAAGCUAAAGACGGGGCGUGCGGCCUGGGCGAGAACGAGGCGUCGUGGGCCGUGGGCUGGGGCGGAUCUCAUUACCAAGCCUGGCACGCCGGAGACAGCGUGGAGAUCCACGGUAACCGCGGCAACACCAUCGGCGUCUACGUGGACCAACCGGCCGGCGUCGUCGCCUUCUACCUGCUGGAGGGAGAGCCGAGAGAGGCGAGACUCCUGCACCGCUACAAAACCUGCUUCACGGACGAGCUCCUGCCCGGAGUCUGGGUGGGACAGAAAUCCUCGUGCCGGAUCCGAAAGAAAGAUUAGCACGGAUCCGGAUCACGGAUAACGCGACCGUGCCGCGGUUUUGUCGAGACGCGACAACGUAUAAAAUGCGAUGAUUUACGUCAAGGGCAUGACGUUAGAAAUCCUCUCCCCUCGUAUGUAUCCUCCUGUGUGUAGAAUGUUCUGGAAAACUUCUUUUAUGAUCAAAAUAAAGUGUGAUGUUCCUA
Molecule: messenger RNA, 925 nt
Organism: Ictalurus punctatus (channel catfish)
Lineage: Eukaryota; Metazoa; Chordata; Actinopteri; Siluriformes; Ictaluridae
Exons: 4
Coding region: 120-740 (206 amino acids)
Molecular function (GO): protein binding
Source: RefSeq, a predicted model, not a curated record